CUUUAUACGGCUUCUACCCUCCCGCAUCAAGGAGACUGAUCAAGAGUUAUCUUCAAAGAAAUACAUUUUCAUUUCCUUCAAAUUUUAGAGGCAUCUGUGGUUUCCAAACCCUUAACCUUUUUCAUACAGAGAGAAUCUUGAUGGGCAAUUACAGGUUCAGGUUAUCAGAUAUGAUGCCCAAUGCCUGGUUCUACAAGCUGAAAGAUAUAGGCAGAGCCAGAAACCAUAGCAACGCCAACCCUUCCAAGAAAAAACUACAACACCCGGUAUCUCCUGCUUCAACAACAACACAGCCAUCAAAAAUAAAGCAACCGCACCAUUCUUAUCCAAGAAAGUCUUAUUACUUCACUAGAGAGCUUAUCCCAACUGAUAGAUUCUAUGGUUCUCCCACAAACACCAAAUCAGCAAAUGCCCAUUUCCCUGACCCACCAAGAAAAUCUUCCAAAAAACGAUCCAGAAAAAGAAAUAACAGGUCCUCUCCCAAGCUUGUCACUUCCUCUGUUUCUGCCGGUUGUAGCUGCCGUGCCACACUCUGGACUAAGGCUGAUUCUCCCCCAGAAUACUCGGCUUCUUCCUCUUCUGAUAGCUCUUCAGACCAAAAACUUUGUGAGUCUUUCCCGCAAGAAUUCAGGUCUGACUGCAUUCUCACUACCGAAUCAUUCGAUAACAUGGUAUCCUGGUCGCGUUCUUGUACCUGCAAAGUCAAUUCAAAUGCUAACGAUAUCGUUAUCGAUGUUGAUAACAAGUCUUUUGUUAAGAAAUUCGACAAGCUAGAUGAGUUCGACAAAUUGUCUGAGCUUGAACUCCCUCCGAUCAUAACCAAGCCAGCUAAGUUCAACGAUACGGUAAAGGAUAUCAAGAGGAAAGAGCAGAAUAGUGAACCGACCAAGUAUCGAAGGAGUUCAGCUAAGUUUGAGGAAAAAAAUGCUCACGGUUCACUUUCUGUCAAGGUUGUCAAGGAAGAGAGAAUCACAGUGAAGGAGCAGAAGAACUAUACUCCGGUUAGAAUUUCUGUCAAUUCUCCUGGUGUAAGGCUGAGGAUAAAUUCUCCAAAAAUUGCAAGCAGAAGAAUCCAGGGUCAUGCUAGAAAAAGCGUGUCGUCAAGUUCAAGCUCGAGCUCAAGGAGGAGUCUGUCGGAUAGUUUUGCGGUGGUGAAGUCGUCGUUCGAUCCUCAGAGAGACUUCAGGGACUCGAUGGUGGAGAUGAUUAUGGAGAACAACAUCAGGGCAUCAAAGGACUUGGAGGAUUUGCUUGCCUGCUAUCUUUCUUUGAAUGCUGAUGAAUAUCAUGACGUUAUCAUCAAGGUCUUCAAGCAAAUCUGGUUUGAUUUGAGUGAUGUCCGGUUGAAAUAAUUUCCUCAGAAAUACUAUAAAAUAUAUAUAUAUAUUUGUAUAUUUCUUCUUUCUCUUUCGUUUUCUAGUGUUCACUGUUAUCAUUAUCCUAUCAUCACUCUUCUUUCAAAGUAAAUACCACUAGUCCUUAGAUGAGCAUUUUGAUGACGAACGUUUUUUUUACUGAAUAAAUGUAGGAAACCCAAGAGGUAGAACAUUUUUGCUGUGUAUUUUUAUUGGUUGCCCUGUUUUAUUCUGUCAUUACGCUUCGGACCUGUUGAGACCGUGUUUUAUUAAUAAGGCUUUUCCUGC
Theobroma cacao (cacao) is the source of this 1643-nucleotide messenger RNA. RefSeq names its product ovate family protein 1 (gene OFP1). Gene Ontology annotation, molecular function: DNA binding. Lineage: Eukaryota; Viridiplantae; Streptophyta; Magnoliopsida; Malvales; Malvaceae. Gene Ontology annotation, biological process: negative regulation of DNA-templated transcription. The record is from RefSeq and is a predicted model, not a curated record.